Messenger RNA from Trichoderma gamsii, 2223 nucleotides. RefSeq lists its product as hypothetical. The transcript has a single exon. The record is from RefSeq and is a predicted model, not a curated record. Bases 1 to 2223 code for a protein of 740 amino acids. Gene Ontology annotation, molecular function: RNA binding. NCBI's taxonomy places the organism in Eukaryota, Fungi, Ascomycota, Sordariomycetes, Hypocreales, Hypocreaceae.
AUGGCACCCCCGAAUGAUCGCAAGCGCCGGAUUCAAGAUACCGAGAAUUCUGCUGCCGCAAAAUCCGAUCCAGACGGCGGGAUUGCGCGAACGACGAAGAAGGCCAAGGUCGACGAUGGACGGUCCAUCUUUGUUCGAUCACUGCCUCCUGGCGUAACGAACGAGAGCCUUACCGAUUUCUUCUCGGAAUACUUUGCUGUCAAGCACGCUACAGUAGUUGUUGACCAGGAGACAAAAGAAUCAAGAGGAUUCGGAUUCGUAUCGUUUGCUGAUGCCGACGAUGCGAGAGAUGCCAAAGCGGCAUUGGACAAGAAGGAGUGGGAUGGCAGACGCAUUCGAAUCGAAGUUGCAGAGCCCAGACAGCGUAAUGCUGAUGAAGCAGACAAGAGGCCCGGAAAAGGCAGAGAGUCGUUCCAGAGGCCAUCUACCAAGCUGAUUAUUCGAAAUCUUCCCUGGAGCAUCAAGACCUCAGAACAGCUAUCAAAACUGUUCUUGAGCUACGGCAAGGUUAUAUUCUCUGAUCUUCCACAGAACAAAGGAAAGCUAAAGGGAUUUGGUUUCGUCACCAUUCGAGGACGUCCAAACGCAGAGAAGGCCCUGGAGGCCGUGAAUGGCAAGAUUGUUGAUGGCCGACCAUUGGCUGUCGACUGGGCUGUUGAUAAGGCGACCUGGGACAAGCAACAGGGUGCGGAAAGCGGCAAGAAGGACUCACAAGAUGACGAAGAUGAGGCUGAAGACGAGGAGGAGAACAAGGAUGUUGGAGAUGACGGCGAAGUCAAGAAUCGUGACGAUCAACUAGCCUCAGAUCUUGCAAACUUUAUGAAGAACCACAUGACGAACAUGGAGGAUGAGGACGACAAAGACGAGGAUGAGGAUGAUGAGGAAGAUGAUGAGGACGACGAGGAGGACAUGAAGCUGGUGGAUGAGAUGGACGAAGAGAAGGAAACCCAGAAACCAAAGCGAGAGUUGAUGACAGAUAACUCUUCAACGAUUUUCGUUCGGAAUCUGCCGUUUACGGCCACGGAUGAGCAGCUCAAAUCUUUCUUUGGCCACUUUGGCACUGUUCGAUAUGCCAGAGUUGUCAUGGACAAGGCUACGGACAGACCGGCUGGCACUGGCUUUGUCUGCUUCGUCGACAAUGAGGAUGCGAAAUCCUGCAUAAUUAAUGCUCCUCGCCGCGCACAACCGACUGCAGGCGGAGUCAAGCAUUCCAUCCUGCAAGACGAGAACGCCGAUCCCACCGGUAAAUACACAAUGGACGGCCGAGUCUUACAAGUGGCCCAAGCUGUGAACAAGAAUGAGGCUGCCAAUUUGGCGGAGAAUUCGCUCGCGCAGAGGAGGCAGAAAGAUAAACGCCAUCUGUACCUCUUGUCCGAAGGUGCCAUUGGAAACUCUCCGCUGCGAGGUCUUUUGACUGACGCAGAGGCUCGUAUGCGAUCAAUGAGUGCUCAGCAGCGCAAGAAGCUCGUGGAGAAGAACCCCAUGCUGCACAUUAGCUUAACCCGACUUGCUCUUCGUAAUAUUCCCAACGACAUUGGUGCCAAGGAACUCAAGGAGCUGGCCAGAAAGGCCGUUGUCGAAUUUGCCAAGGACGUCAAGGAAGGACGCCGACAGCCCCUUUCCAAGGAAGAGAAUUCCAGAGACGGCAAGGAUGCAAAGGACAAGGAAAAGGACAGGAAACAAAAGCGUAAGGGUAUCGUCAAGCAAGCCAAGAUUGUGUUUGAGGACAACAAGGGCUCCAAGGUAUCUGAGACUAGCGGAGCUGGCAAGAGCCGUGGCUACGGAUUUAUCGAGUACACGUCUCAUCGUCACGCCUUGAUGGGUCUGAGAUAUUUGAACGGCCACCAGCUUGACGGAAACAAUGGCCGAAAGCAGCGCUUGAUUGUUGAAUUUGCCAUUGAGAACGCGCAGGUCGUUAAGCGACGACAGGAGGCUGAGAAGACAGCUCGAAAGCCGAAGAAGGAUGACGAUGCGGAAGCAUCCGAAGACGAGGAGGACGAGGAGGAAGAGGCUCCUGAGCAGAAGAAGAGGCAAAAGGGCAAGAAGCCCAAGGGCAACUUGAACAAGGGGCCUCAAGUGGGAACCAAGCCGAAGCCUCCCAAGGAAGGGGACGUUGAUGAGAAGAAGAAGCCCGCUGAUGCAAAGGAGGCGAUCCAGCAGAAGCUGAUUGCACGGAAGCGACAGGUGCGCAAGAAGAAGGCUGUGGCUAGAGGAAAAGCGUAA